AUGUCGAAAUUACCCUUCAGCACCGUGGGGGCUAAGCCCCGUAAUCGCUUCUCUGCUCGCAACCUGGUAUUGAUUAUAGCCGGUGCUGGUCUGUUAGUCACGACUUACAGUUUUUCUUGUCAUUCUUGGUCACUCGGAUGUCAAAAGCCCCUCGCGACUGGUCAAAAAAUAUGGAAUGACGACAACCCCGACCGCAUGAAAACCUUCCAACAAUGUGCAAUUAACAAUCUUCUCGAGACGGGUCUUCCAUUCAUGAACAACGUCGCGCCAAUUGCAGUUGCGGACUUUGAAGAGCGACGGGAUCGAUUGGCGCAAGCACUGGUCGCCGAGGGAGCUGAUGCCUUUGUGGUGGAACCGGGGUAUACAUUCAAGUAUUAUGGCAACGUGAGCCAGCCUGAGUGGGAAGUGUGGGAGCCUGAAGAGCGCCCUUUUUUGAUGGUGGUACGCCCAGUCCACGAUGGGGCCACAGGCAACGUCAAGGCUAACACCACCUUUCUCUGCCCAUCUUUCGAGGUUGAACGCGCCCGUCUACUUGGAAUGCCAUUCUCUGAGGAACUCUCAAUCGUCCCCUGGGAGGAGCACUGGGAUCCGUACGCCGCUCUCUGGCAAUCUGAUGUGUUCUUAGGCCUCGAUCGACCCGCACGCCUGAUGGUGGACGAAGAAAUGCGAGACUUCAUCCAGCGCGGACUUGGAUCCGCAGGAUUUGAUGUAGUCGGUCUACAGGGCCAGGUUGAGGAAGUUCGACAGAUUAAAACUGCUAGAGAGGUUGAUAUUUUGCGCGCGGUAAAUACCGGAACUGUUGAGGCGGUGCGACAGAUGAGAAAAUGCCUCUACCCAGGGUUGACGGAGAAUGAAAUGGCUGCUGCCCUCGACGAUGCCCUUCGAGCCGCUGGAAUGGAGCCCUUCUUCGACAUCGUUCUUUUCGAUGAGAAUGCAUCCAACCCACAUGGUGGAACCAAUGGGACUAAGGUUUUGGAAGACGAGACCUUUGUCUUGAUUGAUGUCGGUGCACAUCUCUAUGGAUACCCGUCAGAUAUUUGCCGCACAUUUUUCCCUCCGUUCUUGGAGAAGCCUUCCAAGGAUGAUGUGCUUUCACCGCGCAUGAGUGAGAAGCUGAAAGUUUGGGAUAUCGUCUUUGAGGCGCAAACUCAAUCAAUUAAUCAAAUGCGCGAGAACAUGACCGCAGCCAGUGUAGACAUUGCUGCACGCGACGUGAUCAAAGUCGCUGGAUAUGACGGAACCUUCACGCAUCGCGUGGGUCAUGGUAUCGGAAUCAAAGCCCACGAAAGCCCGUAUUUGAACAAGGGAAAUACAGCGAGCUUGUUAAAGACCGGCAUGGCUUUCACUUCGGAGCCCGGAAUCUAUCUUGUGGAUAAAUUCGGUGUGAGACAUGAAGAUGUGCUUCUCGUUCAGGGAGACAAAGAACCCCAGAUUCUGACAGGAAUUCGAGCCAGAGGCCCUUGGGAACCAUGA
Penicillium vulpinum is the source of this 1473-nucleotide messenger RNA. RefSeq lists its product as uncharacterized. The transcript is spliced from 5 exons. The coding region runs from base 1 to 1473 and encodes 490 amino acids. The record is from RefSeq and is a predicted model, not a curated record. Lineage: Eukaryota; Fungi; Ascomycota; Eurotiomycetes; Eurotiales; Aspergillaceae.